Molecule: messenger RNA, 3267 nt
Organism: Aspergillus novofumigatus IBT 16806
Lineage: Eukaryota; Fungi; Ascomycota; Eurotiomycetes; Eurotiales; Aspergillaceae
Product: glutamate dehydrogenase (NAD(+))
Exons: 5
Coding region: 1-3267 (1088 amino acids)
Cellular component (GO): mitochondrion
Molecular function (GO): L-glutamate dehydrogenase (NAD+) activity
Source: RefSeq, a predicted model, not a curated record
AUGUGUAUUCAGAUUUCAGAUGCCCAUGUCAAUGGCAACGUCCUUCCCACCGCAUCAGUUCCCAAGCUCUACGGGAGCGGCGAUGGCGCUCAGUCUGGUGCUGGCACCCCCAUUGGCUUUCAAAGAUACCCACACAACAAGAUUCUCGACCAUGUAGCGGGAUCGAAUGUGCGCCAUCCAUCUCCUCAGCCUACUCAUCUGGGAAUUCCCGGUAGUCCUCUACACCGGGUCCUCUCCGAGGAAGAUCCCGGCUACAUUGCUGCCAAGUUCGAGGGCAAGCAGAAGCAGAUGGAACAAGUCAUGGACCAAUUAGAAGAGAAGGGCUUUUUCCCUAGUGAUUUUAUUGUUUCCGAGACCACCUGGUUCUACAACAUGCUUGGAAUCGACGACACCUACUUCCAGACCGAAACCGUCGACUCUAUUGUCACCCAGAUCCUGUCUCUCUAUGCCGCGAAAGUGGCAGCUUAUGCGCGCGAUGACAAGAAGCUUGAAAUCAGACUGGACAAGGAAGCGGAAGAUCACGCUGUCUACAUCGAUACAAGCAAACCUGGCAUUUCGUCCGUCGAUGGGCCCCGUUACGAACAAAGAAUUGACGCCAAGUAUAUCAACAACUCGACUCCUGAGAACAGCUACAGAGUUGAGACUUUCCGUUCGCCAACUCCUCUUCCUGGAGACAGCGAGCAGCAGCUCCGUUGCUACUUCGUCUACAAGUGUCAAUUCGCCAACCCCAAUCCCGGUCCCAACGAGACGGACAUCGAGAUCAUUGGCGAGAAGAGAUUCUUGCAAAAGGCAACUGCCAACACCAAGGCCAUCUACCAGGAGAUCAUCAGCAAUGCGGUGAACCGGGCCGGUCCUGUCAUUGAGAUGUUCGAAAUUGAAGGCAGUCGCGAGAAGAGACUGGUUAUCGCCUAUCGCCAGGGCUCUGCUAUGGGGCUGUUCAGCGCGCUCUCCGACUUGUACCACUACUACCGCUUGACCAGCUCUAGGAAGUAUCUUGAAAACUUCUCCAACGGCAUCACAGUCAUCUCUCUGUACCUGCGCCCGCUGAAGAAUGCAGAGAUCUCCGCCAAGUACCCUCCCAUUGAGGCAGCCAUCCACCAGAUCAUCAAGGAGACCUCUCUUCUUUACUGCAUUCCUCAGAACCGCUUCCAGCACCACUUCGCCGUUGGCCGCCUGAGUUUGCAGGAGACCAUCUACGCUCAUUGCGCGUGGGUGUUCGUGCAGCAGUUCUUGAACCGUCUCGGCUCUGAAUACACCUCGUUGGCUGCCGUGCUUGACGCCAACAACAGCGUCCAUCAGGAGUUGCUCUCGAAGAUCAAGAAGCGGCUGCGUACUGAAACCUUUACGGCCGACUACAUUUUCGAGAUCAUUAACAAAUACCCGGAGCUAAUCCACAAGCUCUACCUGGACUUUGCCAACACCCAUUAUGUGCAGACUCGCGCCUCGGAGGAUGACUUCCUGCCAACGCUCAGCUACCUGCGCUUGCAGGUCGACGAAGUCCUGGACAGCACGAGACUGAAGCAGCUCAUUUCCAGUACCGUUGCUAACGAGCACGACGAAAUGGUCAUGAGCGCCUUCCGGGUAUUCAACACCUCCAUUCUCAAGACCAACUUCUUCACGCCGACGAAGGUGGCUCUCAGCUUCCGACUGAACCCUGAUUUCCUGCCCGAACACGAGUACCCACAGCGUCUGUACGGCAUGUUCCUUGUGAUCAGCUCCGAGUUCCGCGGAUUCCACCUGCGUUUCCGCGACAUUGCUCGGGGUGGUAUCCGUAUUGUCAAGAGUCGUAACAAGGAAGCUUACAGCAUCAAUGCUCGCUCCCUGUUCGAUGAAAACUACAACUUGGCAAACACGCAACAGCGCAAGAACAAGGAUAUUCCGGAAGGAGGUGCUAAGGGUGUCAUUCUGCUGGAUGUUAACCACCAGGACAAGGCUCGUGUCGCCUUUGAAAAGUACAUCGACAGCAUUCUGGAUCUCCUAUUGCCGCCAGCCAGCCCGGGCAUCAAGGACCCCAUCGUUGAUCUACAUGGCAAGGAUGAGAUUCUGUUCAUGGGCCCCGACGAGAACACGGCCGAGUUGGUCGAUUGGGCCACAGAACAUGCGCGCAACCGUGGUGCUCCGUGGUGGAAGUCCUUCUUCACGGGCAAGAGCCCCAGGCUAGGUGGUAUUCCUCACGAUACGUACGGUAUGACUACCCUUUCAGUGCGCCAGUAUGUACUAGGUAUCUACCGCAAACUGGGCAUCGAUCCCUCCAACAUCCGCAAACUCCAGACUGGCGGUCCCGACGGUGAUCUGGGGUCCAACGAAAUUUUGCUUGCCAACGAAAAGUACACCGCCAUUGUUGAUGGUUCCGGUGUGAUUGUCGACCCUCACGGUCUGGAUCACCAGGAGCUUAUCCGACUGGCUAAGAAGCGAGUCACCAUCUCCGAAUUUGAUCUGUCGAAAUUGUCUCCUGAGGGCUACCGCGUCCUGGUGGAUGAGAGCGACGUCAAGCUUCCCAGCGGCGAGGUCGUGCACAAUGGGAUGCUGUUCCGAAACACUUUCCACUUGCGCUCCGACCAGCAUUACGACAUGUUUGUGCCUUGCGGUGGACGGCCCGAGUCCAUCGACCUGUCCACUGUUGGAAAGCUCAUUCAAAAUGGCAAGUCUGUCAUUCCGUACAUCGUCGAGGGUGCCAAUCUGUUCAUCACCCAGGACAGCAAGUUGCGCCUUGAACGCGCCGGAUGCAUUCUGUUCAAGGAUGCUUCGGCUAACAAGGGUGGUGUGACAUCGUCAUCGCUGGAAGUUCUGGCCUCGCUCUCGUUUGACGACCAGGAGUUUGUCGAGAACAUGUGCAUCCGGGAAGACGGCACCGUACCACAGUUCUACAGCGACUACGUCAAGCAAGUGCAGGAGAUCAUCAAGUCCAACGCCACACUGGAAUUUGAGGCGAUCUGGCGCGAGCAUGAGCAGACUGGCGUUUUGCGCAGCGUGUUGAGUGAUCGACUCAGCGUUGCCAUUACGCAGCUGGAUGAGGAGUUGCAAAAGACGAACCUGUGGGAUAAUGUAGAGCUCCGCCGCUCUGUCUUGAGCGAUGCCCUUCCCAAUCUUCUCCUGGACAAGAUUGGUUUGGACACCAUUCUUCAUCGGGUUCCGGAGAACUAUCUGCGCGCUAUCUUCGGCAGCUAUCUUGCGAGCCGAUUCGUAUACAAGCACGGUAGCAGUCCUAGCCAGUUCUCAUUCUUUGAUUUCAUGACCCAACGGCUUGCCGCAGUUAAGCUCUCAUAA